AUAUGUUUCUAUUUUACUCUAUUUCAGGAUUGCUCUGUUUCGUCAUACAUGUUGUGACGUCAGAUCAUUUCCAUCAAUCAUGUUCACAGAAAACACUGCCCCAUUCCUCACAAAUCCAGGGAGCCAGCAUCUCAGAAAGAGAAGUUAUUCAGAGUCUAGAAUCAAAGUCAAUUAAAUUUAUCGACGCUGCAAAACAAUUAAAAGAACAAUAUAUAUCGCCAACAGUAAGAAGAAUAACAAACGCUCACUUAAUAGAUAGGCUAUCAGAAGUAGAAAUAGAUAUUUUGCCAACAACAAAUAUUUCCGAGGCACCGACUGAAUUCUUGAAUGAAACUUGGAUUGGUUUAUCAGUUAUUUCCGACUGCUUGGAACUUGUGAGAAAAGAGGAAGAGGCUUUCAGUUUUGGAGAACUAUCACAUUACACAAAAUUGACAAUGGACUAUGCGCUUUGA
Saccostrea cuccullata (small rock oyster) is the source of this 452-nucleotide messenger RNA. RefSeq lists its product as uncharacterized. The coding region runs from base 3 to 452 and encodes 149 amino acids. Lineage: Eukaryota; Metazoa; Mollusca; Bivalvia; Ostreida; Ostreidae. The record is from RefSeq and is a predicted model, not a curated record. The transcript has 3 exons.